AUGCCCCUCGAGGUCUUGUUUUUUGGCGCUGGCGCCAUUGGGGCAUUCUAUGCAUCCCGAGUGGCUCGAAUCGCCAACACCAAUGUCUCAGUCGUCUGUCGCUCGAACUACUCGGCUGUCAAGGCCAAUGGCUUCAAGAUUACGUCCCCUCAGUACGGAGACUACACGUGGACGCCGACUCGGACAUUUAACUCUCCUGAAUCAGCCCGUAGAAGCGGCGUCAACUGGGACUUUGUCGUGGUCAGCACCAAAGCAUUGCCCAAUGUGUCGGACGACUCGAAACUCCUUGAAGGCCUGGUCAGUGCCAAUACGGCGAUUGUGUUGAUCCAGAACGGUCUGGGUGUGGAGCAGCCCUACGUGGAACGCUUCCCUCAAUCCACUAUCCUCAGCGCCGUGACGAUUGCUUCUUGCGCACAGCCUUCCAACGGCCACAUCAAACACAAUCGCUGGACGCGGAUAAACGUGGGCCCGUACUUUUCCGUGUCGAAUCCCUCCGCCGCUGUGACGACAAAAGCGACGGCCCAGAACCAAACUUUUGUCGACCUGCUCCUUAAGGGAGGCAUCAAGGAUGCUAUUGCCGACACGCACGAGAAGCUCCAGCUGGUCCGGUGGCACAAAAUCGCCAUCAACGCAUCCAUGAAUCCCUCGGCGGUGCUGUCGGGCGGCUCGACCAAUGAAGCCAUGUCCAAUGACCCCGAGCUAUCGAGGCAUCUGCAGGGGGUGAUGGACGAGGUGCUCACGACCGCGCCCAAGGUCGUCGGCAAGCCGUUCCCCGCGGGGUUCGCCACCGCCGAACAGAUCCUUCGGUCGACGCGCAGGAACACGAGCGGGAGCAAACCGAGCAUGCUGCUCGACUGGGAAGCGGGCAAGCUCAUGGAGCUGGAGGUCAUACUGGGAAACCCGAUCCGGCUCGCGCGGGAGAAAGGGUACGAGAUGCCGAGGAUGCAGAGUUUAUAUGCCCUGUUGAAGAUGGCGGAGAAGAACCGAGAGAUACAGAAACAGAAUGCCAAAGGAGGCAGUAAGCUGUGA
This is a messenger RNA of Fonsecaea nubica, 1029 nucleotides long. RefSeq lists its product as hypothetical. The transcript has a single exon. The record is from RefSeq and is a predicted model, not a curated record. Bases 1 to 1029 code for a protein of 342 amino acids. Gene Ontology annotation, cellular component: cytoplasm. Gene Ontology annotation, molecular function: 2-dehydropantoate 2-reductase activity. Gene Ontology annotation, biological process: pantothenate biosynthetic process. NCBI's taxonomy places the organism in Eukaryota, Fungi, Ascomycota, Eurotiomycetes, Chaetothyriales, Herpotrichiellaceae.